AUGUCUCUCAAACACAUCACCGUGCAGCCGAAGCUGGUCAAGAAGCCUCCGUUCUCCCUCGAAGUCCCCGGCGUCCAAAAAGUCGAAGGCGAAACAAUCCCGCGAAGACAUCCACAGGCGAUCAACGGACUUAUUGACACACCGUCGGAGGAUGUUAGGACCAUAUUCGAUAUUUUGAAAGUCAGUGCAGCCAAGUAUGGCAACGCGAAGGCACUCGGGUCGCGCAAGCUUCUCAAAACACAUCAGGAGGUCAAGAAGGUCAAGAAGAUGGUCGAUGGCGAGGAGAGAGAAGUCGACAAGAAAUGGACAUACUUUGAGCUUGGCCCCUACGACUACCUGAGCUUUCACGACUACGAAAGGCUGGCUCUACAACUCGGUGCUGGGUAUCGAAAGCUAGGCAUGCAGAAGGAUGAUAGAAUACACAUAUUUGCAGCGACGAGUGCGCACUGGCUGGCAACCUCCCAUGCAGCAGCUUCGCAGUCAAUGCCUAUCGUCACAGCUUAUGAUACUCUUGGGGAGGAAGGACUUAAGCACUCCCUGGUGGCAACAGGAGCCAAAGCUAUCUUCUUGGAUCCUCAUCUCCUAGUCACUCUGAUCAAUCCGCUGAAGGAGGCAAAAGAGAUCAAAUAUGUGAUCUGGAAUAGCCAAAACGAUGUUAACCAGGAUAACAUCAACAAACUACAGAGCGCUCACCCCCACCUGAAGAUCAUGAGUUUCGAAGAGCUCAGACAACUUGGAGAGGCCAAUCCAGUGGAGCCUGUGCCACCUACUCCAGAGGAUCUAUGCUGUAUCAUGUAUACAUCUGGUUCCACCGGACCACCCAAGGGUGUACCAAUUAAGCACAAGUCAGUUGUGGCUUCUAUCGCUGGUGUUAGUGUAAUUGUUGAACCAUACCUUGGACCGGGUGACAGUCUUUUGACCUAUCUACCGCUCGCACACAUCUUCGAGUACGUUUUCGAGAACGCUGUUCUAUUCUGGGGUGGAACUAUGGGCUACGGAAACCCAAAGACGCUGUCAGAUACCUCCGUAAAGAACUGCAAGGGGGAUAUUAGGGAAUUCAAGCCAACGGUCUUGAUUGGUGUUCCGGCUGUGUGGGAAUCCAUCAAGAAGGGUAUUGUUGCAAAAGUUAAUGCUGGAAGCCCUAUCGUCCAGAAAUUGUUUUGGGCUGGUCUAUGGGCAAAGAGCAAUAUGAUGGCCUACGGCCUUCCUGGAGCUGGGAUCCUAGAUUCCAUUGUGUUCAAGAAAGUCAAGGAUGCCACUGGUGGUCGCCUAAGAAUCUGUUUGAAUGGAGGAGGGCCAGUCUCCAAAGACACUCAACGGUUCAUCUCUAUGGCCAUCACACCGAUGAUCAACGGUUAUGGUUUGACGGAAACAACUGCAAUGGGAGCCGUCAUGGAUCCUCUAGCAUGGACCGACACCGCACUCGGAGAUAUUCCAGGAAGUGUCGAAAUCAAGCUAGUUGACUUUGCUGAUGCCGGGUAUUUCUCAACAAACAAGCCUCAUGCACAAGGUGAGAUCUGGAUCAGAGGAACUCCCGUUUUGGAAGGCUAUUACCAGAAUGAGGAAGAGACCAAGGCCGCUAUCACCGCUGAUGGAUGGUUUAUGACGGGUGAUAUCGGAGAGUUUGACAGCAAUGGUCAUUUGAAGAUUAUCGAUCGAAAGAAGAACCUGGUCAAGACUCUGAAUGGUGAAUAUAUCGCUAUUGAGAAGCUUGAAUCGAUUUACCGAUCUGCAACUGUCGUCGCCAAUAUCUGCGUUUACGCUGAUGCGCAGAAAACAAAGCCAGUUGCUAUUAUUGUACCAGCCGAACCAGCGUUGAAGAAGCUUGCUGAGAGAAUUGGCGUGAAGGGUGACGGAAUCGAAGACCUAUCUCGCGACAGAAAGAUGCAGGACGAGGUACUGAAAGAGUUGCAGCAAGCAGGAAGAGCAGGUGGAUUGUCUGGUAUCGAGAUUGUAGAAGGUGCCAUUUUAGCAGAUGAAGAAUGGACUCCUCAAAAUAACAUGGUUACCUCGGCACAAAAGCUGAACCGAAAGCUCAUUCUUCAGACAUACCAGAAAGAUGUGGAUGCUGCGUAUUCUAGAGCUGGUUGA
Molecule: messenger RNA, 2091 nt
Organism: Glarea lozoyensis ATCC 20868
Lineage: Eukaryota; Fungi; Ascomycota; Leotiomycetes; Helotiales; Helotiaceae
Product: Acetyl-CoA synthetase-like protein
Exons: 3
Coding region: 1-2091 (696 amino acids)
Biological process (GO): long-chain fatty-acyl-CoA metabolic process; long-chain fatty acid metabolic process
Cellular component (GO): plasma membrane; endoplasmic reticulum; lipid droplet
Molecular function (GO): long-chain fatty acid-CoA ligase activity
Source: RefSeq, a predicted model, not a curated record